AUGAAAUUUUUUAAAUUUUAUUUUUUAAUUUUAUUAAUUAAAUUAUUUAUAAAUUUAAAUUAUUGUAUGACCCAUGUUGUAUUAGAUCCAAGAGUAUAUUUUGUAAUGCAAUGGGAGAUCAAUAAAGAACAGAAAUCAAUCAAUUUUAUACUAUCAGCAGAGAUUAAAACAUGGUUAGGUAUUGGAUGGGGCAAUGGUGGGAAAAUGGAUGGAGCCGAUUAUGCAAUUGGUAUGUUUGAUAAAGGGAAUUUUUCAUUGUAUGAUAUGUAUAUGAAGGAAUCUUCAAGACCUCCACCAAUUCCAGAUCAAAUGGUUCAGGGUUGUUUUAAUGAUUUAAUUGUUAACGAUGCAUAUCAAAAUGAAGCAUACACAUUUAUUAAUUUUACUAAAAUCUACACAAUCAACGACCCAUGCGAUAAAGAACUUUCAAUUGAUAAAACAAUGUACUUUAUUUGGGCAAGAGGAGAAGAUAACGAUUUCGUUGAACAUACUAAAUCAAACUCUGGUGUUGUAGCCGUCAAAUUGGGUUCUAGUGGAUCUCAACUAAACUAUAUUCAGUGGCAUGCAGCAUUUUUGUUUGGUGGCUUUGGUGUCCUAAUGCCAAUUGGUAUUUUAAUCGCACGUUACUUUAAACAAUAUCAAUAUUGGUGGCCACUACACUACACAAUUCAAGGUGGUGCUUUUAUUUUCAUAUUGACUGGUAUCGUCAUUGGUUUUGUUAUGAACGAUGGUUUCCACACAUCUUUACACAGUGUAUUGGGUUUAAUUACAUUUAUAUUGGUAACAUUUGUAAUGGUUGUAGGAUACACCUCACAUUACUUUUAUAAACCAACAAGAUCCUCAAUUCCAGUAUGGCCCGAUAAAAUCCAUUGGUUCUCUGGUAGAUUUGUUUUCAUCUUUUCAUGGGUUACAAUUAUCACUGGUUUAGUCCAAUACAAUCUCUCUGGUAUAGCUUGGGUAUUUGCAUUCUUGAUCAUAUUUAUUAUUGGCAUCAUUAUCUUUUUAGAACAAUAUAAAAAAAGAUAUCAAUCAAUUGAAAAUAUAAAUUUAAUUAAAAUCAAUCAAGAAAAUGAAAGUUUAAAUAUUAGUAGUAAUAAUAAUUUUAGUAAUAGUAUGGACAAUGAUAAUAUUAACAACAACAAUAACAAUAAUAACAAUAAUAACAAUAAUAAUAUAAUAGUUUCAUUGGAUAGACAUUAUGAUAAUGAAGAAAAUGAGAAUAAUAAUUUAGUUGAUGAGGAAUUUUAA
This is a messenger RNA of Dictyostelium purpureum, 1248 nucleotides long. RefSeq lists its product as uncharacterized. The transcript has a single exon. Lineage: Eukaryota; Evosea; Eumycetozoa; Dictyosteliales; Dictyosteliaceae. Gene Ontology annotation, molecular function: transmembrane monodehydroascorbate reductase activity. Bases 1 to 1248 code for a protein of 415 amino acids. The record is from RefSeq and is a predicted model, not a curated record.